Molecule: messenger RNA, 708 nt
Organism: Capsicum annuum
Lineage: Eukaryota; Viridiplantae; Streptophyta; Magnoliopsida; Solanales; Solanaceae
Exons: 2
Coding region: 1-708 (235 amino acids)
Source: RefSeq, a predicted model, not a curated record
AUGGCAGACCCACAAGAAGUAGGAAGACUAGCCACCUUAGCUAGGGCUCAGUUAAAUCAACAAAAUAUAGAUAACCCAGGUCGGGUACCAAAUCCAGAUGAAGAGGACCUAGGAGAUGAUGAUCUGUUAGGACCGGGAAAUCGUCGAUGUGCAAAAGAUAUAGUGGCAUCAGUUGACAGAAAUAAAAAGACAGACCCGGGAGCAUUUACCAUCCCGUGCACUAUUGGGUCCCUGGAUUUUACAAAAGCUCUAUGUGAUUUGGGAGCCAAUAUAAACCUGAUGCCACUUGUUGUGUUCAAGAAACAGGGUUUGGGGGAUCCUACUCCCACAAACAUGAGUCUAGUUAUGGAGGAUAGAUCUGUAAAGUGGACAAUUGGUGUUCUACAUGAUGUACUUGUAAAUUUGGCCGACUUUAUAUUCCCUGCUAACUUUUUGAUCCUUGAUUGCGAAGUAGACUUUGAAGUGCCCAUAAUUUUGGGCAGGCCAUUCUUAGCAACUAAGAGAGUAUUAGUUGACAUAGAGCUGAAUGAGCUAAAAUUUAGGCUUAACGGGAAAGAAGUAAGUUUUGAAGUGCAUCAAUCCAUGAGACAGAAAAAGGAGAUAAGUGUCUUCUCGAUUAUUGAUGUAUUCUAUGAAGAUGGGAGAGACACACCAGCAGAACUAGGGAUGAAGCACUUUCUUGAUCCACCAAAAGAAGUAAAGAGGUAG